This is a messenger RNA of Nicotiana tabacum (common tobacco), 1002 nucleotides long. NCBI's taxonomy places the organism in Eukaryota, Viridiplantae, Streptophyta, Magnoliopsida, Solanales, Solanaceae. The record is from RefSeq and is a predicted model, not a curated record.
AAAAAAAAAAUGCUUUUCAAUUACGUCUUCUGCUUCCACUUUCCACUCUCCAAUCCCAUACGGCCAUACUCUCUUACUCCAAAAUCUUCACUCUUCGUAGCUUCGUUAAUUCAACUUCCUCGACUUUCUUGAAGCUUCUUCUUUGAUUUUCUCGUUUUUUCACUUGAAACCGAUUCACCGACGCGUUGUCUUGCUGAUUUCGAGCAGCGAAUUUGGGUAUAGAGGGAGAAUAUGAGUAAUUCCAUAGGGAAUAACUUGCUGCACCAGGGAUUCCUUACCUCAACAGUGUUGGAACAUAAAAGUAGAAUCAGUUCUGCUUGUGUUGGAGGCAACUCUUUGUUUCAACAGCAAGUGAUCUCCCAAUCGCCUUUAUCAACUGAAUUUCGAGGUAACAGGUUAAAGGUGCAGAAAAGUAAAAUACCUAUGGGAAAGCAGCGUCCUAUUUCUAGUUCUCCUCAGGCUGUACUAACCACUGAUGCUUCUUCUGAGCUUGCAGAAAAGUUCAGCCUAGAAGGGAAUAUUGAGCUACAGGUUGAUGUUAGGCCUCCCACUUCAGGUGACGUGUCCUUUGUGGAUUUCCAAGUUACAAAUGGCAGUGACAAAAUGUUUUUGCACUGGGGGGCAGUAAAGUUCGGGAAAGAAACAUGGUCUCUUCCAAACGAUCGUCCAGAUGGAACCAAAGUGUACAAGAACAAAGCACUUAGAACUCCUUUUGUUAAAGCUGGCUCUAACUCCAUCCUGAGACUGGAGAUACGGGAUGCUGCUAUAGAAGCUAUAGAGUUUCUCAUAUACGAUGAAGCCCAAGAUAAAUGGAUAAAGAAUAAUGGUGGUAAUUUUCGUGUCAAAUUGUCAAGAAAAGAGACACGAGGCCCUGAUGUUUCAGUUCCUGAGGAGCUUGUGCAGAUCCAAGCAUAUUUGAGGUGGGAGAGGAAGGGAAAACAGAAUUACACCCCUGAGCAAGAGAAGGCAAGUAACUUUUUCCUUUAGUCCUAGACCUUUCUG